Chlamydomonas reinhardtii is the source of this 2078-nucleotide messenger RNA. RefSeq lists its product as uncharacterized. Lineage: Eukaryota; Viridiplantae; Chlorophyta; Chlorophyceae; Chlamydomonadales; Chlamydomonadaceae. The record is from RefSeq and is a predicted model, not a curated record. The coding region runs from base 191 to 1594 and encodes 467 amino acids. The transcript is spliced from 10 exons.
GAUAAUGUUUAUAGCCGAUGACUUGACUAUUAUGCCGAGACAUUCGAGAUGAAUGCAGUGGCUUGCAACAUGCGCUCAGUGCUUGCAGCCGCUUGGCUGAGCUCUCUUGCCAAAAAAAAUGAGAGUCCUUCGACCAUAGUGCUGCUGUAGACACGUCGGCUCCGUGGUGGUCAUCGGCGCGGCGGGCGGCAUGGGGAGCCGUCCUUUCCCACACUCCUCCACCUCCUCCUCGCCCGGCCGCGGUGGCAGCGUCUCGCUUCUCGGCGCAGUGCUGCUCGCGGAACUGCUGGUCUCCUUGCUAUUAAGCAGCGCACAUGCAGCAACAGCAGCGGCGGAAAAAUCCAAGCCAGGCGACUAUGCAGCCGCGGCCAACUACAGCACAUUAGGCUGCGAGGCGUUUGACCCCACGUACCCGCAGAUUGACUCUGAUCUGGAGAUACACCGACAGCUGGGCACACACCUCAAUUCCACAAAAUACAUUGCCGGCUACCUGGGUUCGGUGCAGAUGCGCGGCCUGACCGUCGGGUUCUUCAGCGGACGCGCCUACCUGCUGACGCCCACCGACUUCCCCGGACUCAGCCACCACGCCAAGCUGCAUGCCAUGUACAUCCGCAUGCUGCUGCACGUGGAGGACACCUUCGGGCCGCACGUGCCCGACGUGGCGUUCGUACUCACCACCUCCGACACACCCAGAUAUUGCUCGCCGCGCCUGCUCAACGUGUCCAGCCCCCAGCCCUUCAACUUUAGCGCCGUCGACUGCCACCACUCGCGCGGCUUCGUGCCAGGGCCCUACCCGGUCAUGGGCAUCGGCAAGAGCGACUGGUGGCCGGACCUGUUGCUGGUGCCCAACUUCCACUUCCACAUGAAGCUGUACGACAACACCUCUUUGGCGCUGGUGGAGCAGUUCGGGGAGGUGCCGUGGGCGCAGCGCAAGCCCAUUCUGUUCGGCAGGUUCAGCAAGUACCGCAUGAACCGCAGCCCGGACGACGCCAGCACGGCCAAGUUGGGUGUGGGCGGCAAGAAGAUCUGCUACAACGGCGGCAAGACCUGCCCCUCGCGCGAGUACUUCAUCCGCAAGAUGCCGGAGAAGGACCCGGCCCGCAUCGACGUGUCGUUUCGCGCCAAGGUGCCCAUGCUGCGACACACCGAGUACAAGUACCUCAUAAACCUGGAGGGGCAGGGCAUCUCCUCCCGGCUGGAGCAGCUGCUGCCCAUGAGCAGCGCCGUGUUCAAGGAGGCGUCCGGCUACUACGCAUACUACUACCGCACGCUGCUCAAGCACCGUGUCAACAUCAUAGAGUUCUGGAGGAAGGUGCCGGAGGAGGUACUGGAGGAGUUGGACUGGGCGGCGGCGCACGACCGGGAGGUGCAGCGCAUCGCGGCGGCGGGCGUGUCGCUGGCGCGGACCUACCUGGUGGGGCCCGGCCGCACCUGCUACUGGUACCGCCUGCUGCAUGGCCUAGCGGGAGCGUUGGCGUACGAGCCUGACCUGUCCCAGUGGCCGGAAGCUGUUCCGCUGCGGCAAGUGUUGGAGGAGCAAAUGCCGGCGAGCAGCAAGGGCCGGGAGGCCUACGAGCAGCCCUGGGCGCCGUGACCCUUGGCGCCGUGACAGCGGUGCAUGGAGGCACAAGUGCAUGGGGUAUUGCGGGCGUGCGCGUUUUCACACGGCUCGAUGGCGGCGUGGGAAAGGUUAGGGCGCGUGGCCGCGUGAGUUGGGUUAGCCGUGGAGUGGGUCCACCGCCCAGGAACAUACGGUAUGUUCGGAUUCAUGAAAGGCCGACAGGGCACGCGUUAACGACAGGCACGCAGUAUGUUCGAGGUACAAUAACGAAAGGCCACGCGGCGAGCAGCUGUGGAUCUGGGAGUCGGCGCCGCACCGGACUGGAGGUGGAGUGGGGGGCUGCAAAGACGGCGGUCGGCUGGGGACAGUGGGAAGCUGCGUCAAGCAGGUCGCGUAGGUGGACUAGACAGCGAUUGUGCUCAGGGCAACAUGUUGGCGCGUGGAGCGGGAUGGGAGCUGUUGACUGCGUGCGAUGCUGGCUCAAAGGCUGGCGGGCUAUGUGUAAUGCAUGGAGCCA